Messenger RNA from Solanum lycopersicum (tomato), 1827 nucleotides. Its product is annotated as SPX domain-containing protein 4. Gene Ontology annotation, biological process: cellular response to phosphate starvation. Lineage: Eukaryota; Viridiplantae; Streptophyta; Magnoliopsida; Solanales; Solanaceae. The record is from RefSeq and is a predicted model, not a curated record.
CAGUUGAUUGAUUAUCUAAAUUAGAUUGUUAUUUUCAAAUAUAAAUUCUAAUAAUUUAAUUGAUUAAAUAUUUAAAUUUGAUUCUUGCCUUAAUCUACUGUCCCAUUAAGAUUUUAAUAAGUAAUAAACUGAUUGAGGGUCUAAAUUCACUUCUACUCAUAAUAAUUUCUCCUUUAUGGGGAUAGAUUUUCGUUAUUUUGAUUUCAAUGAAAAAUUAAGAAUUAAAAGAAAAAGUGCAGGAAAGUAGAAACGUGGGUUGCGUCAUUUAUUGCUUUGAUGCACAUAAAAAGCCAUUAUGAAAUUGCCAAGUUGACUACAAAAAAUUUGCAGUUCUGCUUUUUGUUACCUUUACAAACUUACUAAUAUGAGAAACACAAUAUUAUUAUUAUUAUUAUUUAUUUCUGUAAACAAAAGAUUCCCAACUCCAUCGCAACUUUCCUACUAUUUCUCGCAUAUGCGUAGCAUUCAUAUUUAUCUUCAUUGGACUCUAUUGUUACAAAUUAAAAAUACAAAAAAAUUAUAUUAUAAUCUCUGCGUUUACCAUUACUGAUGAUAUCCCCUGACUUUAUAAUAAAAAAAAGAGAAUAUUUUCUUUUGUUCAGAGACCCAAACAAAAGGGCUGUUUCAUUGUGAAAUUGAUUUGAUUGCUGUGUGUUUUCUUGAUUAAUUCUUAUGAAAUUCGGUAAAGAGUUCACAACGCAUUUAGAAGAAACCCUACCCGAAUGGAGGGACAAGUAUUUGUGCUACAAACCCCUCAAGAAGCUUCUCAAGAACCUUCCAUCCACCGCCGAUAAUCUUCCCGACGGCGCUGACAAUCCUCCGCAGGACUGGUUCGUCAGAAUUCUCAAUGAGGAACUUGACAAAUUCAACGAUUUCUAUGUCGAUAAAGAGGAGGAAUUUAUUAUUCGAUUACAGGAAUUAAAGGAACGAAUUGAAAGAGUGAAAGAGAAGAGUGGCAAAGAUGGAGCUCUCACAAAAGACAGUGAAUUUAGUGAUGACGUGAUGGGUAUACGUAAAGACUUUGUUGCCAUACAUGGGGAGAUGGUUCUUCUUAAAAAUUACAGCUCUUUAAAUUUUGCAGGUCUUGUUAAGAUUUUGAAGAAGUUCGAUAAACGAACUGGGAGAUUGUUGCGUCUCCCUUUCACACAACUUGCUCUUGAUCAGCCCUUCUUUACAACUGAGCCUCUGAAUAGAUUAGUUCGUGAGUGUGAGGAAAAUCUCGAGCUCCUAUUUCCUUUGGAAGCAGAAGUUGUAGAAUCAGAUGCUACUGCAGAAGAGCCGACGGGAGCAACUACUUCUUAUGCUUCAAAUGUUUCUCCGGCAUUGCCACUUGGGGAAGAAAAUGUGGAUAUAUAUAGAAGUACACUUGCGGCGAUUAAAGCUAUUCAGGGACUUAAGAAGGCAAGCUCCACAUAUAAUCCACUAUCAUUUUCGUAUAUCUUUGGUAACCAAGAUAAUGAUAGCACAGGCGCUAUAACUGCAGAAAAUUCUGAUUCAGACCAGUCAGUUGCCUCUCAGAGUGAUAAAGAGACAGAUCAAGAGGAUUUCCAUCCACCGGAAUAGAGUUCACCUUUCUAGUUUGCUUCGUUGGUCUUUGCUCAGUGCUUUGUUGUUGACAUAAAAUGGUUAGCUUCUUCAUUGUAUACUACUGUUCUGGAAUAAAUUGCUCUCUGUCGGCAAGUUUGAGCCCCAAGUGGACUUUAGUAAUUCUUGGAUUACUUCUCAUUUGUUUGAAACUUUUAAGAUGUACAUUCUCUUUUCAAGACUUGAACACUCUACUUAUAGAUGUUACCAUUUCUAUUAAUGGUGUGUUUAUUACGUGUCCGA